This is a messenger RNA of Oryza brachyantha (malo sina), 945 nucleotides long. Its product is annotated as vegetative cell wall protein gp1-like. The record is from RefSeq and is a predicted model, not a curated record. The transcript has 3 exons. The coding region runs from base 27 to 779 and encodes 250 amino acids. NCBI's taxonomy places the organism in Eukaryota, Viridiplantae, Streptophyta, Magnoliopsida, Poales, Poaceae.
UCACCACUGCUGCACAAACACUUAUUAUGAAGCUAAUGAUGCUCAUCAUCAAGCAUUUCAUCCUCCUGUCUCUCAUUCUCUCCAUUCAAUAUGGUGUGGCAAAUGGCACCUCGAGGUCACCGUUGCCGCCGUACAAAGACGUCGUGGGCUCAUCAGCUCCGGUAGCCGACGGCGUUCCGCCGCCGCCGCCGCCGUACUGCGUGUACCCUCCUCCCGCCAAGCCGACCCUGCCGGCCCCGCUGCCACCGACGCCGGCGAGCCCCGGCGCCGCCCCUCCGGCCAGUACACCUUCGACCACGCCAGGGAGCCCGCCGACGACUUCUGGCCCCGGCGCCACCCCUCCGGCCGGUACGCUGCCUUCCAUCGCGCCGGGAACCCCGCCGCCGGCCGGUGCGGCGCCGGCGCCGCCUUCGACCGCGCCGCCGGGGAGCCCGCCAACGGCAACCAACGAGCCGCCGCCGCCGCCUUCGCCGGUGGUGUUCCCGGGUCCGGGGACGACGACGCACCCGGGGGUGUGGUGCGUGGCGAACCCGACGGUGGCCAGCGCCGUGGCGCAGACGGCGAUGGACUACGCGUGCGGGUCGGGCGCCGACUGCGACAUGCUUGCGCCGGGGGCGCCGUGCUUCCUCCCCGACACGCUCAUGGCGCACGCCUCCUACGCCUUCAACAGCUACUGGCAGCGCACCAAGGUCGCCGGCGGCACCUGCGACUUCGCCGGCGCCGCCAUGCUCAUCACCAAAGAUCCCAGUUAUGACGGGUGCCGGUACAUGUACAUGUGAAGGCAAAAAAAAUUGCUUUUUGCAAGACUCUUGAGCCGUCGAAGUAAUCCAUGGGUCUCCAGCACAAAGUACUGAAGUAAAUAUAUCAUUUUUGAACGGUGGAACUGUCCACAGUAUCAGUAUCACAAGCAUACUGCUGUGUAUCGUGUACUCUUUCACGUCCACA